Molecule: messenger RNA, 3145 nt
Organism: Betta splendens (Siamese fighting fish)
Lineage: Eukaryota; Metazoa; Chordata; Actinopteri; Anabantiformes; Osphronemidae
Gene: rela
Product: v-rel avian reticuloendotheliosis viral oncogene homolog A
Exons: 11
Coding region: 160-2028 (622 amino acids)
Biological process (GO): response to cytokine; innate immune response; cellular response to stress
Cellular component (GO): cytoplasm
Molecular function (GO): RNA polymerase II cis-regulatory region sequence-specific DNA binding; DNA-binding transcription factor activity, RNA polymerase II-specific
Source: RefSeq, a predicted model, not a curated record
GGGUGGGGCGUAGGAGGCGACAGAACUGCUCUGUCAAGAAGUUCUUACGGGGCCCCGAGUCGCGUUUGUAGCUUAAAACACAACAACAACAACAACAACAACAACGCGCACAAAACUGGGCUGUGGACGAGGUGGCGCGAGUCUGUCGCGGGCGCAGCCAUGGCUGGCAUGUAUGGAUGGGGCAUGACCCCGCUCAACUCAGCAGCUCCCUACACGGAGAUCAUCGAGCAGCCAAAGCAGAGAGGGAUGAGGUUCAGGUACAAGUGUGAGGGGCGGUCGGCCGGCAGCAUCCCCGGAGAGAAAAGCAACGACACCACGAAGACCCACCCAGCCAUCAAGGUGCACAACUACAGCGGGCCCCUCCGUGUCCGCAUCUCGCUGGUGACGAAGAACUCGCCACACAAGCCUCACCCCCACGAGCUGGUGGGGAAGGACUGCAAGCACGGCUACUACGAGGCCGACCUGCAGGAGAGACGGAUACACAGUUUUCAGAACCUGGGCAUACAGUGUGUGAAGAAGAAAGACGUGAACGAGGCCAUCACUUGCAGGCUGCAGACUAAUAAUAACCCCUUUAACAUUCCGGAGGCCAAGGUUUGGGAGGAGGAGUUUGACCUGAAUUCGGUCCGGCUCUGCUUCCAGGCGUCCAUCACUCUGUCGACGGGGGAGCUGUUUCCCCUGGAGCCCGUGGUGUCACAGCCCAUUUACGACAACAGGGCUCCUAACACAGCUGAGCUGAAGAUCUGCCGAGUCAACCGCAACUCUGGAAGCUGCAAAGGAGGAGACGAAAUCUUCCUGCUGUGUGACAAAGUGCAAAAAGAGGACAUUGAGGUGCGCUUCUUCCAGGACUCCUGGGAGGGGAAGGGAACCUUCUCCCAGGCGGACGUCCACAGACAGGUGGCCAUCGUGUUCCGCACGCCCCCCUACCGCGACGUUAACCUCACAGAGCCCAUCAGAGUCAAGAUGCAGCUCCGCCGGCCCUCUGACCGCGAGGUCAGCGAGCCAAUGGACUUCCAGUACCUGCCGUCUGAUCCAGAUGAAUACAGAUUGAGUGAGAAGAGAAAGCGGACGGGAGACAUGUUCCAGAGCCUAAAGCUUUCCAGUGUGUCUGUUACACAAGAUAGGCGACACCUAAGCCCAGUGAGGAGAGCAGACAGAACCAAGCCUCUAUCGAUGAAUGUACCAGCGGUGAUGCUGCCCUCUGCUGCCAGUGCAGCAAAACCCCAGCCUUCAUACUCAUACAAUCAGCCAGGCCAGCUCUUCUCAGUCCAGGCCAAGUCAGAGGCAACAACUAACCAAACUUGGAAGAUCAUGGAGAGCCUGAACCUGGGCCCUCAGCCUAAAGCUGCCCCAGUGCCAACUUACACGAUGGGCCAGGUGCCACUAUCGUCCUCCGCCUCUUCCACUUCCUCCUCUACCACCACCACUGCUGCCAACCAGGACUACCCAACCAUCAACCUGCCAGACCUUCAUGAAUUCUUCCCCGCCAUGUCUUCAAGCAUGGCUCAAGUGUCUGCACCCACCCAGGCAAACGCCGUGCCCUCACAGGCCAGCAGCUCCUUCAACCAAGGAUCCCAGUUCAGGUCCGACGCACAACUUGGAGAUGAUGACAUCCCAGAGUUCCCUAGCUUCUCCGAAGCUCAGGCCCCCGUAGCCCUGGACAGCCUAAACAUGGAUGACUUUGUGGACCUUCUGAACCCCCGUCUCAUGAGCGAGAGUGGAAACGGUGCCGUAGCGUUGACCCAGGGUCAACAAACUGGCCCCCACAGCUCGUCCACCCAGAACAGCGCAGUACCCCAGAACACUGACCCUGCCAGCACCCCAGGAGGCACCUGGAUGAAUUACCCCAAUAGCAUUCUCAGCUUGCUUCAGAACGAGGGCAUGAUGGACAUCCCACCCAACAACAACAACAACCACCGGCCCGCCAUGCUGGAUGAGUUCGAUGAGUUAAUGUCUGCUGACGAGGAUCGUCUUAUGUCCAUUUUGCAAAGUGACAGCCAGGCUGGGUUUGUGUCAGGACAGCCAACUUAAAAGGUGUCUAUAGCAUUUCUUGCAUUGGACACAUUCACCCAGGGCCACUUGUACUGCAGCUUUCAGCCUUGAGAACUAAAACUCCUCUUUUGUUAACAAAAACAAAAAAGGAAACGAGGCAAUACAAGAUCAAAUGUAGCAGAACUGCCCACUUCAUCAAAUGCCAAGACUAUUUAUGGUAUUCAGUGAGUGGAAUCUUUUUGUCCCGGUAAUACUGAAUACAGUCCCAUUUUAUCACUUCAAGCCCACGUUUCAGAUCGAUGAUGAACUAUUUCACCCACUGACAUGAUAGAGGAUUUGUCUUGUAGCAAAUGCUUGUUUCACAAACUGUCUCAUCAGCAGCAGUACUGUAAAGGUUUGUUUUAAUGUUUCUCCUGUGAUAUUAUUCUGUGGAACACGUUGAGUAUGUUUUUAUUUUGGAGUUGUGGUCCGUUUCAACGUUAAAUCAAUAUUGUAGUUCAUCCCUGCAGGGUGGGCCGUCCGGGUCCUCGAGGGCCGGUAUUGCUGCUGGUUUUCCAAGUCUCCCUGCUGAUCACCUUCCUCAGGUGUGUCAGUUAGCUUUUUCAGCUGCUGAUUGACUGAACACACCUGAUUGAGGUAAUGUGGUAACUGGGGCAGGGAGAGUUGGAAAACCAGCAGGACAGCGGCCCUGGAGGACCAAGUUUGCCCACCCCUGCUUUAGUCUAUGCAGAUAAGAUACAUUUGUCCUUUAAUUAUUGCUGUGUUUUACUUUUUUGAAGGUCAGGAGUAACUGAUUACACCAGGUGCCUUGUUGAGUCCCAACAAAACUAUUUGCCAUCAACCAAAUGAAGGUCUAUGUGUAAAUAACUACCAAUCAAGCUACAUAUAAGUACAUGCUUAUAGCAGAGAAGAGUACGAAGGCUGACACAUCUUUUAUUUUAUUUGACAAUAUUAUUUGUUCAUCAGUCUUUCAGCAACUAUUUCACAGAAUAAGGUGCGGUUUAACUGAACCCUUUCAGACCCAGAGGUCAACUUAUAUUACAAUAAAUUUAUAAUGGUUUUAUGAUACAGUAUACUGACUAUACUAUAUGCUUUGUGAAUGCAUAAUGAUGUCAAAAUCCAAAGUGUUUGUGAAUAAAUAAAAGUGAAAGACACA